This is a messenger RNA of Tetrapisispora phaffii CBS 4417, 2109 nucleotides long. It is a transcript of the gene SEC39, whose product is annotated as Sec39p. NCBI's taxonomy places the organism in Eukaryota, Fungi, Ascomycota, Saccharomycetes, Saccharomycetales, Saccharomycetaceae. The coding region runs from base 1 to 2109 and encodes 702 amino acids. Gene Ontology annotation, biological process: retrograde vesicle-mediated transport, Golgi to endoplasmic reticulum. The transcript has a single exon. The record is from RefSeq and is a predicted model, not a curated record.
AUGCUUGAGAACCAAUUAUACCUGUUGGCAACUAUAUUUGCUUCAACUGCUGAUGUAGAAAAACUGACUAUAUUGAAAAAUAGUUUCACAAAUUCUAGUGAACUUUUGGAUAUAAUCUGUGUAUUAUGGCCAGAGUUGGACGAUCCAAUUCUGUUACGAAACUUUUUAACUAAUUUGGAAUUAAAUGACUUGAAUGCCGAUGAGAAUCCAAUUGAUGAGGAUAAUAUUUUGGUUUCAUUAUUAGAGACGGGAGAAGAUUUGGUCCCAAUAAUUGAAAUGGAUGUUGAGACAGUUUCAGAAAGAGUCAGUACAGUUAAGGAAUAUAUAAACAGGAGAUUAGUCGAAGUAACACUUGAUGAGAUCACAAGUUUUGAUGAUACAGUAUCUAGCUGGCUGAGAAAGCGUAUACUUUUAUGCGAUGAACUGAAUCCAUUUAAUGUAUUAUUUAACAAAAAAUUGUGGAAAGAAAUUAAGCCCAUUGAUCCUGAGUUCAUGGGAUGGGUAAACGGUAUUCUGGAACCAUUAGACUUUAUAAAUAAUUCAUCAGACAUCCGUGUUCAAUUCAGAAUAAUCGACUUUGAAGCUUUAACGCCAAAUAAUGUAAUUGAACUUUUAACUAAGAACUUACUAGAAAAUGAAUAUUCAUUUAAUAAUAAGAAUGUACAGCAAAUUGAUUGUUUAAUAUCCUAUUUGAAUUAUACAAAUUCCUUUACUCUAUUUCUAGAGCAGAAAUUUAAUACCAAUUCAUUUUUGUUUAAGAAGAAACAAAACUAUUUGGUAUUUGAUGCAAUUUUUACUAAAUUUAAUGAGAGUAACGUAAUGGCUGACAAAGAGAAUUUUCAAAAGGCUGCACUAUCUAUUAUUUUUGAAAACAGUAAGGAAUUAAUGAACAUUAUUUCUAUGGAUGAAUUAAAACAAUUACUGGAUGCAUUUGAUCAAAACAUAGAAACUGCAAAUGGAAUAAAUUCAAAGAUAUUACUAUCCUAUAUACACCUUAUAUCAAUAUUUCUUCAAGAUUAUUCAUUAAAGGAAGUUCAUUUAAUUUCAAAAGAAAAUGAAGCUUCGCAAUUACUUCACUAUACUUCGAUGAUCAAAGCUAAAAUUAUGUCGAAAGGAUUUAAAACUUCAAGUUCAACUGCCGUGAAUGAAAUCCUAUCCGUUAUCACAGGAUCUGCAUCUAAUUCUGAACAAAUAGUAUUUACUCAUAUUCCACCUAAGAGACAAAUUUCGGUUCUAAUUGAUUUAUUACUAGAGCUUGGUGAAUUUGAUUUAUUACAGGACUUGAUGGAAGAACAAAAUUCUCAACUAGAAGAAGCAGGUUUAGAAAAGUACUUUUGGCAUUUUUUCAACAAUGCUUCAAAUGGAUUGAAGUCUAGGCCUGAAAUGAAGAAAGCUCAAAAAACUGUUAAACUAUUAUUAGAACAAAAUGAACCAAAAUUCAAACAUCUUGAAAUACUGCUUCACAUUGCGGAUUUAUUAAGUUACUAUUCAAUAAAUCUGGGGAAAGGUGUUAUAUUCAAGCCAUCUAAUAUUUUUGAUUUUAAAAACCAUCCUAGUCAGAUUAUAUCAAAAUUACUAGAAUUAAACGACGGGUUAUAUAAGGAUAAGAACACCACUAGCCUGAUGUUGAAGGAGUUAUUUGAAGGUAUGAAUUUAGACAUUACUGGUGACUUUUUCGUUCAGGAACAGAUCAGAGUGUCUGAAUUUCACAUAGAUAACGCAUUAGCUAACCUUGACUUUUAUUUUGCUUACCAUGAAAGUAAAGAAUUGCUGACUAAAAGUGAGAAUAAGACCCCAUGGGCUACUGUAUUUCAAGUAUGUAAGUUUUCUGAUCCCAAUUGGUUGGAUAACGAAACUCCAACCGAAAUAUUGGUUUUACAAUUUGAACUAUCAUCUGACCUAUUACAGAGCUGCCCAACCGAAGAAAUGGAAAUAGUAAUUUCCCAAUGGAGCUCACUUGAAUUAGAAUUACUAACCAGAGAUAUCAUUAACGACCAAUACUCCAUAGGCAACUCAGGAGAUUCCAAGCGUGAAUUUUCGCAAGCGACAAACUUAUUGGAUGGAGUUUCCAAUAGUGUUACAAAAUUUAUUUCAAGUAAUUUAUCAUAG